Messenger RNA from Bombus pascuorum, 3694 nucleotides. RefSeq lists its product as uncharacterized. Gene Ontology annotation, molecular function: protein binding; beta-N-acetylhexosaminidase activity. The coding region runs from base 156 to 2963 and encodes 935 amino acids. The record is from RefSeq and is a predicted model, not a curated record. Gene Ontology annotation, biological process: carbohydrate metabolic process. Gene Ontology annotation, cellular component: nucleus; cytoplasm. The transcript has 11 exons. Lineage: Eukaryota; Metazoa; Arthropoda; Insecta; Hymenoptera; Apidae.
GAUAUAUUUGCGAUAUGCAAUAUAACGCUGCGCUAGCAAUAUGACGAGAAAGUUCCGUGAAAUGUUUGUAAUAAGUUUUCAUAGCUGACAUUCAAGUAAUUUGUUUAUAAUGUUGUGCAAUAUACAACUUUGAUAUGACAUAAGAAUAAGCAGAAAUGCAAGACAUUUGCGAAAAUAUUCGUACAGCUAUUGAACAUGGACGUACCGAUAUAAUUAGAUCCCUGUUAGAUGCAUGUGAGAAUGGCAAUGCAACUGAAGGUAUAACAAAAGAAAAAAUUCUAAAUCAACCACUUCUAGAAGAAGGUACUUUCCUUUCAUAUGCUUCAAAGGCAAAUCAACCAGAUAUAGUACGAACAUUGUUAAGCUGUGGUGCUAAUCCAGCUGUCCAGAAUACUAAUGGACAUAAUGCUGUAGAUGUUGCAUCAAGUGACAUAAUACGUCGUACUUAUAUUGAAGAGUUAUUAAGAGCAACUGCUGCAUCUGAGUUGGAUAGGGUAGUACAAUUAUUAGAUGCUGGAUUAAAUGUGAAUUCAUGGGAUUCCCAUGGCAGUAAAAAUACUCCUUUACAUUGGGCAGCUUGUUAUGGAAAUAAAGAUAUUGUCACAUAUUUAAUUGAUAGAGGGGCAGAUGUAAAUGCUGUUAAUGGCUGUGGUGCUACACCAUUACAUGAUGCAGUAAAUCGUGGUGAUGUUGCUAUUUGUCAAGAAUUAUUACAAGCUGGUGCAAAUCCCCUUGUACGAGCAACUAAAGGAACUUUUGCAGGGAAGACUCCAUAUGAUCUUACUAGAGGAAAACAAUCUUUGCACUGUUUUCUUCAAAGAUUUCUAUCAAACUUUGUAUCGAACGACAGUGAAACAAUGCAUAGCCCAACUGCAACAUUUACAGACGGAAACUUCUGUCAAAAAAGCAUCUCAAGUAACAUGAGUCAACUUUCUAUUGAAUCUACCAAAUCAUUAGAUCCAGUUUAUGACUUACCAUUACGUGAAUCAGGCAAAGAAAGCCCCACUAAAAGUACAGAAAGAGAUGGAAUUUAUAGUUUACUUUGGCCACAGCCAAAAACCAUUGUUGAAUUGAAAAAUUCUUCUACAUCUUUUAUUGCUGGGAAAGAACUUUUUAUAUCUAUAAUACAGGGUAGUGAAUCCAUACACAGAAUAUUAGAUGUUUGGGAAAUUAGCAGGACUCAUUUACUGGAAUUAGGUUAUGAUGUUAAAAUUGGUGAAGUACAUCCUAGUUCUGGCAAAUUAUUGACUGAUAACCGAAUUGAAUGUAUAGUUAAUAGAAGUCUGUUUAAUACACCUGAAGGAUAUCAAUUGCAUAUUUCACAAAAUACUAUUAAAGUUGGUGCUGGAAGUUUGGCUGGUUUACAUUAUGCAGUUUGUACUUUUGUACAGAUUUUGCGAUUAAGUAAAAAUCAUAGUAAAUCAGAAGCAUGUGAAAUCGAACCAGUUUUUAUAAAAGAUGAACCGCGAUUUACCCAUCGUGGUAUAUUGUUAGAUAUCUCACCGAGAGGACGAAUACCUACAUUAGAAUAUUUACUUCAUAUGAUCGAUUUAUGGUCGUCAUUUAAAAUAUCUUACUUACAUUUAUAUUCAAGACUUACACCAAAUUGUGAUUGGCAAUUAUGUUAUUCAAAAUCAGAAAUGGUUACUCUAGAUCGUUACUGCAGAGAUCGACAUUUGGAUUUAGUUCCAACUUUGGAUGUUGAUUCUAAUGUAGGACAACAUCAUUUGUCACAAAUGUGGCCUAUAUUCCAAGAAUUAUUAGCAGUAUUUCCAAGUUUAAGUUAUGUUCAUGUUGGGCCUAGAUUGGCUAAUUUGCUUGUUCAAGCAGAGAACCUUGAUUUGAAUUUGUCAGUUAAUGAAACUAUAGAAACAGAUAUGUCAGAAGUAUUUAAAUCAUACUCUUGUCUCCAAGAACUUUGGCAUAUCUUAGAUUUAGGUCCAAAUACAACUUUACUACUUUGUUCAAAUGGCUUACAUUCUAAAGCAGAAUUUCAUAACAUACCCAGUAAUAUUAUUCUUGUUGAAUACGGAUUUCAGGCUGAUUAUGAUUUUUCUGAAUGGACAGAAGCAUUUAGAACAGCAGGUGGUAAUGUAUUACCUAGUUCUGGAACAGCAAGUUAUAAUAGUUUAGCAGGAUGUCCAGCAUCAACAUAUGCAAAUACAAAGAACGCAAUAAAAACUUCUCUUGAACAGGAUUCAGUGGGUAUAGUUGUAGCUCAUUGGUCUGGAAGUCAUCAUCUUACUCCUCAUCCUUUUGCAUGGAUUGGAUAUUUAAUAGCAGCAGGAUUGGCAUGGAACCCAGCUAGUGAAGUAGAUAUAGGUAUCAAUGAUAACUAUGAAAUACCUGAAGUAUUUGGAUCAAGGCAGAAAUGUAUUACGAAAUUAUUAGAUAUUCAUGUUUUUCAAGAUUCUGAAUAUAAAAUUGGUAAUGCAAUAUUAGAAUUAGGGCGUUUAGAUACUUUAGUACUUACUUUAAGUAAGAAUCAAGGAACAAAAGAUCUACAACAAAUCCCUGACAAUCGAGGAUCAACUUUGUACAGAUUAUUAACAGAUCCGGAUAAUGUAAAUUUAGAAUACCUUUCGGCUGAUUUAUUUGCGAAAGUAACAAAACAAGUUAAACGUAUUUCACAUUCAUUAUAUGAAGGAAGUCUAUCAUCAAAGUUUGCAUCAAUGGAACUACAAGAGCUCCAGUUGACCGCUGAUUUAAUGUUAACAGCAUGUAAAAUUGGCAGAACAUUGAUUGGCGUUGGUGUUAAUCCAAAUAGUAAUAUGGGCCUUGCAGUGAUUAAUUUAGGUAUAUGUAAUCUGCCUCCUACAUUUAGGACUGAUGUAGCAAACAAAAUGUUGGCUCAUAUAGAACAGUAUAAAGGUUCAUGGUUACAAAGGCAUUUACCUCAGGGACUUCAAAGCUCUCUACUAGUCUUGACUAGUGCUUUACAUAGGUUUGUGCCAGAAACAUAAUUUUUUGAGCUUUGAAAAUAUAAAAGACUAUUUGUAUAAGUAUACAAAAUGAAUAUCAGUUCCUGCUAUACAAGACUGCAGGUAUAUACAUGCUGUGCUAAAAGCAAUUAUAUAAAGAGCUUAUGAAUGUUCCUUUAUAACAAAAUUUGCUAGUAUAGUGUAACAUGAGAGCAUUCCACUUAUUUCAAAUACAGUUUUAAUUGUUCUUUUCAAUAGAACAAUUCAUAUUACAGUGACAUUUAAUAUUUAUGUGAAAAUAAUUAUACAUAUAUCUAAGGGAACAUUCUCAAGGUCUAAUAAGAUAUUUAUAUAACAAAGUAUUGUUUUUGCCAAUUUAUAAUAUGAAAAGUGAUAAUUACAAUUAUAGAAUUAUUUUUAUUUAAUAUGAUUGUAUUGAGUAAUUAUAUAUAUGCUUCCAAGUCAUUACAUAUAAAUUGUACAAGAUUUUUGUGGCAAGAUUGGUAUUACGAACCUAUACACGAAAGUAUUUUAAUACUAAGUGUUACUAAAACAAGGUAAUAUUUGUACACUAUGAAUCCUUUAUAUCAAUAUGUAACAAUUUACAGUAACAUUACUACUGUAUUAAACAAUACUUUAAUUAGUAUCCAAUGUGAAAUAAUUCAAAAGCUUAUAGUAUUGUUAAGUUUUUCUUAAAACAACACUUUUAUACUUAUAUGUUUGUAAUAUUAAUUUGUGUUAAUCAAAUACAAUAUAUUCUGGUAUUUUUAAAA